This is a messenger RNA of Closterium sp. Naga37s-1, 1587 nucleotides long. The record is from the annotation of a GenBank genome assembly. NCBI's taxonomy places the organism in Eukaryota, Viridiplantae, Streptophyta, Zygnematophyceae, Desmidiales, Closteriaceae.
AUGAGUCCUGACCCAGAGGGCGGUCGUUCCAAGCGGAAGAAGAAUGCGCCACCAUGGUUGGCGGAAGCAUACCAAUACCCGGAGAAGAAGAAGAAAGUGGGACGCGUUCAGGAGCCCAAGCGGCGCAAGACCAGCACUGUGAAGAGUGGCAAGGAGGAUAAGGGGGCGGAGCAUAUCGAAGAGACCCAAGAAUUGCCGCUGCAGAUAUGUACCGCCAAUGUUGUCGGGGCCGUCGACGCGGAGGCAGCCUCAACGCCCAUUGUCGAGAGCGCACCCCCUGUGGAGGACGACACCGAGGCCGUGAAGGAACGCUUGAUUGACGAGUUAAUGGAAGGCGAAGAGGAGGGCGACGAGGAGGGGCACGCUGGUGGUCAGUCGUCAAGCAACGACCCGUGUGGCGAAGACGGAUCAGAGGAAGAGCACGCCCCGAAAGUGGCAUCUUCGAGGAAGCGGAAAGAAGCAACCGGUGGCCACGUCACACGUGAGGAGUUUGAGGAGUUGCGUGAGUCACAGAAUGGUACCGCGAAGACUAUGGCUCGUCUCGAGACACACGUUUUAACUCUCAUUGCCCUUGGCGAAAGGCGCAAGCGCAAGCGGGCUUCUCCUGGUGCGGCAGCCUCGCUUGGCAGGGAAGCUCUGAGGCGGAAACGCCUGUCAGAUGAUGACGAGGAAUCCACGUGCGAUGAAGACGAGUUGCCUUCGAAAGUGGCGAGGCAUAUGACUACCGACAAGUCGCCAGUGCUCCAAAGCGCCCUUGAUAUCCUUCCCGCAGAGAAGGCUUGGAAGGGUGUUUGCGACCUGGUAAAGGAUCAUCUGUUUCUAGAAGCCCCGAACGAGAAUAUGGAGUUCUAUCCGAGCCGCGACGCCAAGAACGCCGGCGUCUGCCAUGUCAUGUCCACCAUUCCUCCCAAAACUGCGACACUGGCGUUAGACGCGGAUAAGUCUCGGAGGCAGGAUCUGAACAAGACCUUGUCAGAGUACAAAACAGGGUUGGCGGGUCGCGCUCGGGGAGUUUUUCUUCCCCGGAUGGGUCUCUUCCGUGACGACGAGGACCGAGCCAGUCCUUGGGCUCGUAAGAAGGAGCGCACUGGAGAGCGUGCCCGAAAAAGAUAUGGCGUUCCCGCCACGGACGAUGCUGAACCUGCCUUGUGCAAUUGGCACAUCAGCAAGGAAGGACUGCCCUUUGCUUCCGGAGCGUUCUCGGCAUGUACCAUUGCGGCGUUCGGAGGGAAGCGGUCCGACAAAGAAACAACUCUGAAGCUGUACCACAUGUCGUGGCUCGAGCACCUGAUCACGGACGCCAUUAUCAACUGGGAGACUUGCAAGGGGAAACUCCACAACUCUCCGUGCGAUAACGGCGAUUCUGUGCGCCGGAUUCAGAAGCUGGCCUUUGAUUCAAUUGCAGAUGCCGUGUGCGGGAAUGAAGUGGCCUACGAUGAGGAAAAGAAGUCCUGGAAGUGGGGCAGGCAUGGGCUCCGUCUAUCAUGUUGCGGCCUGGAAUGCCUCCUGGAAGACGAUGCAUCCUCCGAAGACGAUCAGCAGGAGUCCGAUGAGUCUGACGAGUCAGAGAGUGAAUCCGAUGCGUGA